UUUUUUUUUUUUUUUUUGAACACCGUACAAGUCUUUAUCAAGGCGAUGUCAGGGGUUUCAGUUAUAACCUUUUUUAGGGUGGUGAAAUAUUCAAUAAAAUACAAUACAUACAUUAUUUAAGGGUAUUCAAAAUAAGAAGUCAUCUAUAAUAGAGUCUACAAAGCAUAGUUGACGAGAUAAAGAUGUGGUAGAUGAAUACGAAAUAAAACUAUUCUAGUCUCUGUAUCGUGACUGUUUGUGAGUGAUGAUUCCUUUUUAUGCAGAAGAACUUGGAAACAUUAAUGCAUUGCGUAUAACGUUAUCUGUUCCACCAACAUGUGAUGUUGCUAAAACAAUUGAAGUAAAAAAUAAUGUUUUAACCUUAGAUGGUAUAACAGUAGCUGAUCUUUCUUCUGUCAAUGUCCAAAUCUCAGCAGAUAAUCUUGUUGUUACUCGAGCAACUGAAACUAGUGAAGAUGGUUUAUUACCUUGGGAAAUAAAGUUGUCAUUAUUGCAAAGAUCUAAAAUAUUAAAGUCUGAGCAAACAGAGGUAAAGGAAUGGUGGACCUCCAAGCAAUUACUCAAACAACCGCAACAGAGACAAUUUCAAUGUAAACAUUGUAGUCAAGUACUUGUUGAUGCUUCCACUGAUUUUAAAAUAAAAGAUCUGCCUUCUGAACAUUGGUAUGAGUUAAUUGAAUGCUGGAUUUGCCAUGAAACUAAACCAGAAGAACAUCGUACACGUAUGAAACCUAUUUUAUCUCGUGCUGAUGUAAUAUUAGUGGGUACUACUUAUUUCUUGAUACAUCCAGAAAAUAUAAAAGCAGAUUCAAUUGAAGUAGAUCCUAUUGUUGCAAAACGAGUUAAUUGGGAACGAGGUACAUUAACAAAAUGGAUUGCAAUAAACUGUAGCUAUUGUAAAAAUGCUAUAGGUGAAGGACAAUAUUGUAUAGAAAAUAAUGAAGAACAACUGCUGGCAGUUAAAUUAUAUAAAUACUGUAUUCAAUUACAACCUACACUUGUUGAACAACCUACGUUUACAGAUUUUCUUGUUUCUGACUUGGUAAAUACAGCUAAAACACAUGCAACACAUCGAUUCUUGAUACAAGGUCAACAAAGUCAACACGCAUUUGUACUAAUAUGGUUAUUUAAUUGGGAUAUAAAUAUAAUUCAUAAUAAUGGAUACUCAAACGAUGAUUGUUGUAAAGAUGAUAAGCUGAGUCGAGAACGAGUGAUAAAAGUCAUUUAUUUAGACUGUAGAAAAGAAGAUGAAGACAGUAAAAAAUGCUUAAAAUUAUGGUUAAAUGAUAAAUCUACAGACCAUUUAAUAUAUCCUGACCGUGUAUGCGAUGAGUUGGUAAAUGAAUUAAAUCAAUCUAAUCUUAUUCUACCUUUUUAUAUGAGAAAAAUGAAUCAUCCAGCCAUGAUUUUUACGCCAAACUUCUCUAUUGGUUUUAUCAAGAAGAAAACUUAGAUAAUCAAGAUUGGAUAUGUUUAAAUUUAUAUAUAUGAAGUGUAUAUUUGUCAUUUUUUAUUUUAUGUGUCAUUUUUUAUUUUAUUUUAUUUUAUUUUUUUGCAUAAUUCCUCUGCUUUUUUUUUUCCCUUCCAGUUUGCUAUGAACACUUUAC
Messenger RNA from Cokeromyces recurvatus, 1607 nucleotides. Its product is annotated as ubiquitin-conjugating enzyme E2-binding protein. The coding region runs from base 245 to 1453 and encodes 402 amino acids. Gene Ontology annotation, cellular component: cytosol; nucleus; ubiquitin ligase complex. NCBI's taxonomy places the organism in Eukaryota, Fungi, Mucoromycota, Mucoromycetes, Mucorales, Mucoraceae. Gene Ontology annotation, biological process: protein autoubiquitination; protein monoubiquitination; protein polyubiquitination. The transcript is spliced from 4 exons. The record is from RefSeq and is a predicted model, not a curated record. Gene Ontology annotation, molecular function: ubiquitin protein ligase activity; cyclin binding; ubiquitin conjugating enzyme binding.